This is a messenger RNA of Dioszegia hungarica, 4638 nucleotides long. Its product is annotated as SH2 domain-containing protein. The record is from RefSeq and is a predicted model, not a curated record. Gene Ontology annotation, cellular component: transcription elongation factor complex. NCBI's taxonomy places the organism in Eukaryota, Fungi, Basidiomycota, Tremellomycetes, Tremellales, Bulleribasidiaceae. Bases 1 to 4638 code for a protein of 1545 amino acids. Gene Ontology annotation, molecular function: nucleosome binding; DNA binding; histone binding. Gene Ontology annotation, biological process: transcription elongation by RNA polymerase II; nucleosome organization; positive regulation of transcription elongation by RNA polymerase II. The transcript has 9 exons.
AUGUCCGACAGAUCAGGCUCGCCCGACGAGGGCUCAGGCGACGAGAUCCGGCCGCACGGCGAGCACGACUCAUCCGAGGAGUCCGAGGAUGAUCCCGAGGAGGCCCGCCGGAUCGCCGAGGGCUUCAUCGUCGAAGGCGAGGACGACGAUGAUGACGGGGAUGUAGACGGUGAUGGCAAGAAGGAGACCAAGGAGGAGCGGCGAGCGAGAAAGAAGGCGGAGAAGCGGAAUAAACGGCGUCAGAAGCGCAAGGAACGAGGGGCGGAGCUCAGUGAGGAUGAACUGGAACUCAUCAAUGAGAACCGGGGAAUCGGGGGGCCUAGCACGUCGCGGCCCCUGAAGCGGCUGAGGAGGCGUUCAGGGAGCGAGGGUGAUGAUGAUGAGCCGAGACUGGAUCUACGGAAUAUGUUUGCGGACGACGAGGAGAGGCUGGAUGAGGAUGAUGAUGACCUCGGAGACUUCAUCGAGGAGGAUGAGGAGGCGGCACCUCCGGGGGAGACGGAGGAUCAGCGGAGGCAGAGGAAGAGGGAGGAGAAGGCGAUCAGGCGCGAACAGGCCAAGCGCCGCCCGGAUGUCGCUGGGGUGGAUAAGGGGUCAUGGGACGAGAUCUUCGAGGUAUUCGGCGCGGGAGAAGACUAUGACUGGGCGCUGGAGGGAGAGGACGGUCAGCAGGACCCGGACGAUAUCGACCCUGCCAAGAAGGAUCUUCGGUUGGAGGAUGUCUUUGACCCGUCCGAAAUCAAAGCACGGCGGCUGCAGGACGAGGACAAGACCAUCGCCUCCCUCGACCGGCCGGAACGGCAUCAACUCAUGAACUCCACCCUCUCUGAUAAUCCCGUCAUCGCCCCCGACUCCCUCUAUCCCCCACCCGAUCUCGCCGCCGGUUACGCGCACAACAAGAUAUCCACUCGGACCCAGUACAUCUUCUGCGGGAUGCAUCAGGACGGUUCUUACCCCUCCAUGUACGAACAGGCGCCGUACCGCCGUCCGGACCUCUCUGCCGAGUUCAUCAAGGCCGUAUCGACCGCGCUCAACAUGAUGUUCGUCCAACAUCUCGAGGUGCCUUAUAUCUGGCACUACAAGCGGGAUGUCAUCAGUCUGCUGGAGAAUGAGGGGCAGAGCUCGGUACAGUUCUUGGAGAGGGACGAGCUCUGGUCACUCUACAACCUGGGCAUCAAGUUCCGGGCGGUAUACGAGCGGACGCAGCAGGUGCGGGAGACAUGGCGGAAGAUACAGGAAAGGCGGCCAGAGGUGGAAGAUCAGUACCUCACCCAGACACUGCUGGAGUCGGUGUGUAUGCUGGGCAUCGAGUCGGCCGCGGAGGGCAUCGAGUGGUUGGCGUACCACUACGCACGGGUUAUCAGGGAGAUCAAGGAGGAAGAGGCGGUAGCGGAGGGAUCGAAGCGAUUACCGGAACGGAUGGCCCAGGACGAUCUCCGCGUCGGACCGAUCAUGACCCUCGUCAAGGCGUUUGGGAUCCACGUGCCUACGGUGGCGGUCAGCUUCAACGACUCGGACGGGGUGGUGCGUCCACCGCAGGAUGCCGAUCAGGCGCCGCUGGAUCUCGCGGAGGAGUUUGCGGGGACUGGGACGCCGUUCUUGAGUGGAGGAGAUGCGUUGAAGGCUGCGAGUUCACUCAUUGUCAGCGAGUUUGCAAAAGAUCCGACGAUCCGACUUCAAGCGCGAGAGUUCGUCAAGGAAUGCGCAGACGUGACGAUCAACCCAACCGAUAGGGGUAUGACCGUUAUCGACCUAUGGCAUACCUACUACACCUUCAAGUUCCUCACCAACAAACCCGCCAACAGCUUCGCUGGAUCCCCACAAUGGCUCCACAUCCUGAAAGCGGAAGAAGAAGGGCUCAUCACUAUCUCCAUCAACGUCGCCGAUGCGCAAGUCGACGCAUUCUCGGGCGCGCUCGAGCGGUGCUGCGUCUCGACCGACUACGGGGAGAUUGCAUCAAGCUGGAACGAGUUACGGAAGGAGGUGUGCCGGGAUGUGGUCAAGAAUCACUUGAUACCUAUGGGGAGCAAGUGGGUGAAGGAGUAUCUGAAGGGUCAGGCGGAGGACUAUGUGGCGGAGCAUUGCAGGCGGGAGCUAGAAUUUAGAAUCAACGUCAAGCCAUACUGCGGACCCAACAUGGAGUCAGGCGACACCCCCUCCGUCCUCGCGCUCACCAACGGCCAAGGCGAUAUCCGGGACGCCGUGAUCGCCAUCAUGCUAGACGACAAUGGUGUCAUCUUGACCCAAACGAAAUUCGACAAUCUCAAGGACGAAGAUGACCGCGAGGCAUUCAUGGAGCUCAUUGAGCGCCGUAAACCCAAAGUCUGCGCCAUCGGCGGUCUCUCCGCCCAGACCCACCGGCUCAAAGAGGAGGUGACGAGCGUUCUCCGGGAAAUCGCCGUCAACCUCUCUGGCGAGAAUCCACCUGUAUCCGACACGUUCCCGAGCCACGAGGAGUUCACCCAGGCGCUGAGUCACUUUGAUGAGCGCAUCCGGCCGUUCAGUACGCCGUUGAUCAUGCCGAAUGACGCGACGGCGAGGAUGUAUAUGAGCAGCGAGGAGGCGGGGAAGGAGCAUCCGGGCUUGCCGCUGAAUGGGCGGUAUGCUUUGGCGUUGGCGAGGUUUGUGCAAAACCCGCUGAAUGCGUAUGCGAAGCUGGGGAGGAGGAUGUUGGAUAUCACGUUCUUCGAGUAUCAUCAGAAACUGAUCUCACAAGAGAAGCUGUUGAUCCACCUGGAACGGGCGCUGGUCAACUCGGUUUGCGCCAUGGGUAUUGAGAUCAACUCGUGUGUCGCGGACGCGUACCAGCGGUCCAUGCUGCCAUUCAUCUCUGGUCUGGGGCCAAGGAAGGCGGACUCUUUGGUACAUGCUGUCGGGAGAGCGGGUACCCUUCUCAACCGACUGCAAUUCUCCGAAUCCGGCCUCUUCGGUCCUACCAUCUUCGAAAACGUCGCCGGGUUCCUCUCGAUCGAGUCGGACCUCGACAACCUCAUUCUGGAGGAGGCCAACCCGCAGGAACAGGCCGAUCCGCUCGACUGUACCCGUAUCCACCCGGAAGACUACGAAUUCGCGCAGAAAAUGUGCCAAGAUGCCCUCGACCUCGACGUCGAGGAUGUCGAGGGGCAGCACAAAUCCGAGGUGGUCCAAAAACUCAUGACGGACAAUGACCGGUCGCGGAAACUGUCGGAGCUCAACCUCGACGACUUUGCGUACAACCUCCAACGUCAAGGAGAGGGCAACAAGCGGCACGCGCUCGGCGAGAUUGUCAAUGAGCUCAUCUCAUAUCGGUCGGACCGGCGGCCGCCGUUCUACGAGCCCUCGCCGUGGGAGGUAGUGACGAUGCUCACGGGCGAGACGGAGCGGUCUAUCGGUCGCGGUCUGCGCGUCUCGGCUACGGUCCGCAAGGCUCUCCAGAGCCGGGCGUUCUGUUCCCUCGAAUCGGGGAUCGACGCCAUCAUUGAGCGGGAGUACGUCGCAGAUGACCAGGAGAUUGCGUCGUGCGAGGACGUCCUCAAACCCCGUCAAAACCUCAACGCGGUCGUCAUCAAUGUCGAACCCCAGCGGUUCCAAGUCCGGAUCUCUAUCCGGCCCUCGGACCUCUCCCAGUCGGUCCCAUUCGUCCAGCCGUUCGCGAGUGAUCCGUUUAACGACGACGCAAAGCGGGUACGACUCGAAACGGCCGCGGCUGCUAAGAAGAUGCGGCAGCAGGGCAAGGCGAAGCGCGUGAUCAAUCACCCGAAUUGGCACGUCAUGAACUCGGGUCAGGCGGAGCAGUUCCUCGCUACCCAGCCGAGAGGGGAGGUGGUUAUCCGUCCGAGCUCAAAGGGCGCGGAUCACCUCGCGAUGACGUUCAAGCUGGACGAAAAGGUGUACCAGCACGUGGAUAUCCAGGAGAUUGAUAAGCCGAACGAGUAUGCUUUGGGGCGGAUGCUGCGGAUAGCUGGGAAAUACAGCUUUACGGAUCUGGACGACGUGAUUGUCAAUUAUGCCAAUGCGAUCAUGAGGAUGUUGGAGGAGGCGGAACGGUCGGAAAAGUUCAAGCCGGCAGAUCAGAUCGAAUCAUUCCUCAAAAACACCCUCCUCGCAUUCCCCAAUCGAUCCAUGUACGCCUUUUGCCUCGACCACGAUCACCCGGGCUACCUCUCCCUCCUCUUCCUAAACAAAGCGACCAAGGACGGCGGUGUCAUCUCCACAUGGCCCGUCCGUCUCCUUCCUGGCGCGUACUCCCUUUACAAUGCCGAAGUACCGGGAAUGAAUGAGCUGUGUAAUGCGUUCAAGACGCAGUACUCGAAUCGGCUGGCGGAAGGUGGGGCGGGCGGCAAGACGCCGGGUAUCCGGGCAGGGAGGACCCCGGCGCACGGUGGGCGCACGCCAGGUGGACGGACGCCGGCUGUAGGGGGUGCGACGCCGUUUGGAGCGGGUAUGGGAAGGACGCCGGCGCAGGGAGGGGCGACGCCCGGCGGGUACCCUAAUGGUUAUGCGGCUGGAUAUCCCCCGCAGCAGCCUCAACAGGCCGGGUUUGGGGGAAGAUAUGGGAUGCCGCCGCAGAAUGGGGCGAUGCCGCCUCCGGGGAGACCAGGUGGGGUAGGGAUGAAUCCUGAGCGGGCCGCGAUGCUGGGUCGGCAAGGCGGGAGAUGA